Molecule: messenger RNA, 840 nt
Organism: Choloepus didactylus (southern two-toed sloth)
Lineage: Eukaryota; Metazoa; Chordata; Mammalia; Pilosa; Megalonychidae
Gene: LRRC10
Product: leucine rich repeat containing 10
Exons: 1
Coding region: 1-840 (279 amino acids)
Molecular function (GO): protein binding
Source: RefSeq, a predicted model, not a curated record
AUGGGGAACACCGUUAGGGCCCUCGUGGCCUUCAUCCCUGCUGACUGCUGCCAGAACUUUGUGGUUGGCAACCUCCGGGAGAUGCCACUGGACAAGAUGGUAGAUCUGAGUGGGUACCAGCUUUGCCGCUUCCCUGUGCAUGUGUGCUCCUUCAGGGAGCUGGUCAAGCUCUACCUGAGUGACAACCACCUCAACAGCCUGCCUCCAGAGCUGGGACAGCUGCAGAACCUGCAGAUCUUGGCCCUGGAUUUCAACAACUUCAAGGCUCUGCCUCAGGUGGUGUGUACCUUGAAGCAGCUCUGCAUCCUCUACCUGGGCAACAACAAGCUCUGCAACCUCCCCAGUGAGCUGAGCCUGCUUCAGAACCUCAGGACCCUGUGGAUCGAGGCCAACUGCCUCACCCACCUGCCAGAUGUGGUCUGCGAGCUGAGUCUCCUCAGGACUCUGCAUGCCGGCUCCAAUGCUCUGCGAGUGCUGCCAAGCCAGCUACAGCACCUCCGGGAGCUAAGGACCAUUUGGCUCUCAGGCAAUCUGCUGACGAACUUCCCCCCUGUGCUGCUUCACAUGCCCUUUCUGGAGGUGAUCGAUGUGGACUGGAAUAGCAUCCGUUACUUCCCCAGCCUAGUGCACCUGUCAAGUCUGAAGCUAGUCAUCUAUGACCACAAUCCUUGCAGGAAUGCACCCAAGGUGGCCAAAGGCGUGCGUCGCGUGGGCAGAUGGGCAGAGGAGACACCAGAGCCUGACCCCAGAAAAGCCAGGCGCUAUGCAUUGGUCGAGGAGGAGAGCCCAGAGCCACAGACAACUGCCCUGCCUCCUCUCCUUCCUCCUUCCACCUCCUGA